Drosophila biarmipes is the source of this 2654-nucleotide messenger RNA. RefSeq names its product folylpolyglutamate synthase, mitochondrial (gene Fpgs2). The coding region runs from base 199 to 2538 and encodes 779 amino acids. The transcript has a single exon. The record is from RefSeq and is a predicted model, not a curated record. Gene Ontology annotation, molecular function: ATP binding; tetrahydrofolylpolyglutamate synthase activity. Gene Ontology annotation, cellular component: mitochondrion; cytosol; cytoplasm. Lineage: Eukaryota; Metazoa; Arthropoda; Insecta; Diptera; Drosophilidae. Gene Ontology annotation, biological process: tetrahydrofolylpolyglutamate biosynthetic process.
CUUAUGUGUCCGGUCGAUUGGCACUUGAUUAUUUUACCGCCUAACCAAAUGAUAAAAAUUCUCACAAGUCAGAUACAGAAAAUUCGAUCGACAAAUUUCCAUGAUCAAAAUUCAUACAUUUCGUUGGCAUUUUAUUCAACUUGAAACCUCAAAACACAAAAAGCACCGACAACGGAUUUUUAGGAGUUGCUGGUUGGAAUGCAUUCGCUGAUGCCGCUGAUGUACCGAAGGCAGAGUUCCCGCCUAAGAGCCCUACAAUGGUCUGCCCAUUCGAGUCAGAGCUUCUUCAAGAUGAGCUUCAAGGCGCCCUCGAUGAAGGCCUGCAAGGCAUCCACCAUCAAGGAGCUGACCAAGAAGCAAUCCCAAUCGCAACCCCAGUCCCAGCCCUUGCAACCUCAGUCUCAAGUGCCACUCACGGCACCCCAGCAAUCCCCACCAGCUCAGCCAGCAGAAAUCCCAAAGAAUUCCCUGCCUCUGGGCACCAUAAACCCUGGACAACCAACUGCCAUUAGUCCGAAACCCUCGGUUCAACCAAAUAUUCCAAAUAUUCCCAAAAUUCCCGAUCAGCGGGCCAAGUGGUUGGCCAAGGUUUCGCCGGAAAUGCAUAAGAAAGCCAAGUUGGCAGCUGAAAAGGGUGCUCCGCCGCCUAGUGGUCCUCCAAAAAAUCAGUUUAAUCAGGGCCACAAUAAUAUUUCCAAUUUUGGUAUGGGUAAUCAAACUUCUGCCUUUGGCGCUCCACCAGCUAGAAACCAGAACCCCUGGCAGCAAAAGGUGGAAAAACAAAAGGACGAAGAUGAGUCCGAUUCCGGCUCAGGAUCUGGGGCUUUCAAGGGCGCCUCUUCUGAGUCGCAGCGAAAAAACUGGAUGAAUCGGAUGCAAGGAUCGCAGCAGAAGAAGCAGAACCAAUGGCUGAAGGAGAUGCAGGCAAAAAUGCAGGCGGGCAAGGAUUUGCAGGCUCAGAAGAUGCAGAAAUUGGGGUCACCAAAGGUGGCCUCACCAUCUGCAGCAGGGGCGGCCCCUCAGGCCCAACCUGCGCCGCCACCACCCUCCGAAGAACCUGAAGAGAAGAGUCCAGAACGCUUGGCCUACUUAGAUGCAGUUAAGCAGCUGAACAGCUAUCAGGUUCUGGAACCCACCUCGGGAAGAGCCACGACCAAAAGUAGUAGGAAAGAGGCGGAUCCGGUGAUAGAGCAAACCAUGGAGUGCCUGGAAAAGACGGGGCUUACCAAGAAGCAGUUGAAAUCUAUACCCGUGAUACAGGUAGCUGGUUCCAAGGGUCGAGGCUCCACGUGUGGCAUAGUGGAGAGUAUUCUGCGAUGCCACGGAGUGAAGACCGGCGUUCUCUGCUCCCCGCACCUCUUCCUGACCAGCGAAAGAAUCCGCAUAGAUGGUGAGCCACUCAGCGAUGUAAAGUUCACGGAGCUCUUUUGGAAGAUCAACACGGAACUUACGAAUACGAAACCCACACCUUCCUAUAACAAACUCAUGACCGUGAUGGCUUUUCACGCCUUUCACGAGUCCGGCGUUGAGGUGGCGAUUCUGGAGGUGGGCAAUGGAGGAGCCAGCGAUGCCACCAACAUAGCCUCGCAUGCCCAGACCAUAGGGAUCACGACCCUGGGUUGGGAGCAGAGCUCCAAUCUGGGCAACUCCCUGAGGGACAUAGCCUGGGCCAAGGCGGCCAUCAUGAAGCCGGAGGCCAAUAUCUAUACGAACGUGAGCCAAACGGAGUGCUGCGAGGUGCUGGCCCAGAAGGCCAAACAAAUUGGCGUACAACUCCAUCGAGUGCCCACCUUCAACGACUACGUAGAGGGCAAUAUGAACAACAAGCUGCUGAUGAACAAGGCCAACUACACGAUGAGAUUGAACGGAUCCCUGGGCAUUCAGCUGGCCUACGAUUUCCUGAGGCGCCACAAGCCCGAGUAUGUGGUGGGCUUGGAUCACAACUCCACGUUGCUCACCCCUGGAGCGAGUCGCGGCAUUGAGAUAUUCGAACAGCCGGGACAGUUUGACUUCAUCCGCCACGACAUGUUCAACGUCUAUCUGGACAGUGCCGAUACCUUCGAGUCCAUGAUGGCCUGCCGGGAUUGGUUCUACGCCAGGACCCGCUCGAACCGGCAGCCCAAGAUCCUGCUCUUCAACAAGGUGAACGAGUUCAAUGCCAAGGAUCUGCUGACCAUCAUCCGCAGUAAUUUGCGCUUCGAAGAGGCCUGUUUCGUACCGAAUCCCAACUUUUUCGAAGGCGAAAUCCUGACCGAGGAUGAUGGAAAGGCCAUGGUGUGGCACGGCAUGGAGGAGCUUCAGAGGGCCAAGAGGAAUGCCGGAAACUGGAGGGCUCUCUGCGAGGAGAACGGCAAGCGGGACAACUCGCAGCUUUCCAUUUCGAUAAGCUCCUUCUUCGAGUACCUGGUCAACAAGUACGGGAAGCAGAAGUACGGAAUGAAGAACGAGCUGGAUGUCUUGGUCACCGGCUCCCGGCAGUUGGUGGCCGCCACCAUUUCGUGUCUCCGGAAAAUGAAGUCGUCGAAUCCCUGGCAGUGAAAGUAGAUCGAAUUUUCCAACUCGUUUUUUCACCUUAAAUUUUGUCGUGCAAGUUUUUGUUUACUCGUUUUUUUAUAAAUACAAUUCUCACAUAUGUAAAGUGGUUGGACAAAUUA